AUUUGGUUUCAGAACUGAAAGUUGAAACGUCAACCGAACUGUUAUCAAAAUUAUCAGUACUCAGUAGCAAAUGAAACAAAAACAUUAAUUACUUUUGUAGUAUAACUAAAUUGAAUUCGAACGAGUGUCACGAUGCCGUUAAUACGCUCCGCUAGUUGCAGUUUAUUUAUUGAAAUAUUAGUUCGGAUCGCCCUAUUAUCAGCCUUUUGUUACAUGGAGACGAUGACCCCAUUCAACCGCGUCAUUCACAAGGAGGACCUGGAAUCGGUGUACAAAUACCCGAGGGUGAAUUCGUACGUGCCCGGCGGCGCACUGUGGGCGAUCGUGCUGUCCGUGCCGUGCGUCCUGUCCCUACUUGCUUGGGCCGGGUGUAAUGACUGCAAUGACGCUUUCGAAAUCUUGCUAGCAUGGUCUCUAGCACUAGGAAUAAAUGGGGUACUAACCGAUGGUGUUAAAUUAAUUGUCGGUCGUCCAAGACCUGACUUCUUCUACAGGUGCUUCCCCGACGGCAUAGAAACUGCUGACAUGCAGUGCACAGGAGAUCCCAUGGCGAUCAUGGAGGGAAGGAAAUCUUUCCCCAGCGGACACAGCAGCUUGUCGUUUUGCUCGCUGGGCGUGGCGGCGGCUUGGACGUGCGGGCGGCUGCGCGCGCUGUCGCGGCGGCGCGGCAGCGGCGUGCGCGUGCUGUGCUGCCUCGCACCGCUCGCCGCCGCCGCCGCCGUCGCGCUCUCCAGGACCUGCGACUACCACCACCAUUGGGAAGAUAUCCUCGUAGGGUCUAUCCUAGGGUUUUCGACGGCGAUAUUCUGCUACCGCCAGCAUUACAACCCGCUGUCAUCAGACCUCGCCGGAGUUCCGUACAUAGUUUCUAAUUACAACCUGGCUAAGUAUUUGAACGGUAAACCUGACGUAAGCCCACUUAAAGACCCCAAGGAAAUAGAAUCUACUCCACUUUUAAAUGGUAAUAAAAGUGACAAAUGGAUAUAACACGAAAUUGAAAAUUCAGCAUUAAACGAAGACCGGCAUAUUGAUUGUGACGGAUAGGUUGGCCGAUCUCUGAUCCAAUUUCGUCACGAUCGUCUCAAGUCUAAAAUAAAUUAUGAAAGUUGUCAUAAUAUUAAAAGUACAAAGAUACUAUUUUGGUAGGUUUCGCGUAGGCUGGCAACAAUCCAAGCGCUGGUACGUUUUGAGUCAUUUCAAGUGAAUUUUAUAUUUUUUAUCGUGCGUUAGAAAUUGGUAUACGUUUUGGUUGAACGAUUCACCAUGUAUAUUUACACAAAAAUUACUGUGUUUAUAUGUAACUUACCUGUGAUUGUUUUUUUACAAAGUAAUGAUUUAGUUUCCUUUAAUUUAAGUUAUAGACCAUCCAAAGGUUUAAUUUUUGACAGGCACGGGAUGCUAUCCCUGACAGUUCAAGUCAAACACCCAGUAAGGGUACCUAAGGUACAAAACCGGAAUAAUAUUAUGAUCACUUACAUGAGUUUAUUAAAUUCUCCGGAAAACAUGAUAUUUAAUAAAAAAAAAAUUAUACUUAAUAGUGCACCCGUACUUAAGAUUUUAAAGUAUAAAAUACUUAAUAAUUACUACUUAAUAAAUAUUACCUUUUGGUAGAGUAGUUUAAUUGACGCAAAUAAUCGAUUAGUGACUAGUGUGACGUGAUAUCGAGACAAAAUAACUCCCUGCUCCGACAUAGUACUUGUAUAAUAGAACUUGAAUGUUUUUAAUGUAUUUAAAUAAUAUUUAAGUAUGUUUUAUUUUAUUAUUUGAUUAUAGGGUUGCCAUAGGCAUUUGAUGUAUUUAAAAAAACUACGAAAUCUUGACAUUCCUUAGGAAAGUAAAAUUAUUAUAAGUUUUUUUUUUAUAUUAUUGGAUAUUUCAUUAUUAUUAUUUUUAAAUCACCAAUUUUACUUUAGCUUCACAACGCAACGAGAUCUAUUAUUUUUCUUUCUAGAAUAAGUAAUUAACACAAUAUAGUCUGUAGAUAAAUAUAUCAUGUAAAAAAAUUAGAGCACCUUACCGGAGGUUUUUUGUACGUAAGCGUAGUUACACUAACGUACUCAAAAUAAUUCUACCGCGCUGUAGUGUGCUCAAGUUAUUUGGCGGCUAGUAUAUUACACCUCGGAAUAUCCAUAAUGCGGUCUGUACUUGGUCUGUUUAUCUUUAAGUUUUAAAAGUCAAAUGUAUGUUCAAUGUAGAGUAAUUUUGUUGUAAGGACUUUAAUGGAAAAGCAAAGAUAAAUAGGAAAAAAAUGAAAUUCACUCAGAGAAUAGUUUAAUUGAUUUUAAAUAGCGGCCGAGUUUAUGUACAUACUUAUAUAUUUUUUUAUGUUUAUGCGAAUUUCGACAUCGAAAUAAAACUACUUAGUUUUCGGAUUUUAUUGCCGUUUUUCUUUAAUUUUUACUUGACGUUCGAAGACUAUGCGGCCACGAAAACUAAUUGUAUUUCUAUGUAC
Molecule: messenger RNA, 2452 nt
Organism: Manduca sexta (tobacco hornworm)
Lineage: Eukaryota; Metazoa; Arthropoda; Insecta; Lepidoptera; Sphingidae
Product: phospholipid phosphatase 5
Exons: 6
Coding region: 133-987 (284 amino acids)
Biological process (GO): phospholipid metabolic process
Molecular function (GO): phosphatidate phosphatase activity
Source: RefSeq, a predicted model, not a curated record